AUGCUCAGCAAACUUGCAGGAAAACUCAAUUCAAACGAAUCAUUCAAGCCUAGUGAGGGUUUUACCGUAGAUGUAGUGUUUGUGAGAAUGCCAGGAAAAGGAAAAGGAAGAAAAAAAAAUAACCCUGGACAACGUUGCAUGGACAACGAAAACAAGAAAAAAAGAUGCAUUAUUGCCAUUAACAAUAAUGAUGACUUGUGCUGUGCGCGGGCUAUCGUGACCAUGAGAGAGCACUGCAACAAAGACAACUCCAAUGAUGCUUUUCACAAUUUUCAUAACAUGCGACGGGGUAGAGUUAUUCAAGAACACGCGGCCAUAGAACUGCACAGACUGGCAGGUGUUGAAAGAGGACCUUGUGGCACGCAAGAAUUGGAGAAAUUUCAGCGAUAUUUGCAACCUACCUAUCAAUUGCUGGUGAUAUGCCGGUCCAGUCCAUUUUUCCCAAUAUUCAGGGGACCGCCUGCCCCAAAGCAAAUUCGUUUACUAAAAUCUGACACGCACUACGAUGGGUGUACUUCCUUUCAGGCUUUUGUCAACAAGAGCUAUUGGUGUGACUUAUGCGGAAAGGGGUUUGAUCAUGAUGAUGCUAAACACCACCCUUGUGAAGGACGUUCGUGUCACUCUUGUAACAGAACGGAUUGUAAAGACUACGACCGCGCAAUUCGUAACCCACCCAUUCUUUGCCAUUUUUGUAAUUGUCGCUUUUAUGGCAAUAAUUGUUUUGAUUAUCACCGCCAAAAGAAUCUUUGUCAAACACACAAAACCUGUGAAAAGUGCAAUGCUGAAUACAAUGUGGUGAAAGGUAAAAGACAUCGCUGUGGCUUUGCCACUUGUCCCAGUUGUAAAGAAUUGGUCCACAUCCAUACACAUAAGUGCUAUAUACAACCGGUCGUAGACCACUCAGAAGAAGAAGAAGUUGGUGAUGGUCAAGGCAAGAAAAAACCCCUCCCUCCUCCGCUCCUAAUCUACGCUGACAUAGAGAGUAUGCAGCUGCCGGACAGGCAAUUUCAACCAAACCUACUUUGUUAUCGCACCAGUGAAAGUAUGAAUAUUGUAACCCACAAAGGCAAAGACUGUGUCUGCACCUUCUUACAUGAUCUCGACGAUGCAGCCGAGAUUCCAGAUGACGACCGUCAAAGAACCAUCAUUACCAUUUUUCAUAAUCUUAAAGGUUUUGAUGGUAUCUUCAUCAUAGAAGAACUAUAUAAACAGCAAAGAAGCAUUGAAAAUCAAUUGACCGUGGGCAGUAAAGUUUUAUGCUUUCAAAGUGGACCCCUUGUUUUCAAGGACUCAUUGUCGUUCUUACUGAUGGCGUUGGCUUCGUUUACAACCGCCUUCAAUCUAACGGAACUUAAAAAAGGUUUCUUUCCCACCUUUUUAACACUCCAGAUAACCAAGCGUACAAAGGAAGAAUACCCGAUCUCGAAUACUUUGAUCCGGAUGGUAUGA
Messenger RNA from Porites lobata, 1449 nucleotides. NCBI's taxonomy places the organism in Eukaryota, Metazoa, Cnidaria, Anthozoa, Scleractinia, Poritidae. The record is from the annotation of a GenBank genome assembly.